This is a messenger RNA of Dothidotthia symphoricarpi CBS 119687, 660 nucleotides long. RefSeq lists its product as uncharacterized. The transcript has a single exon. NCBI's taxonomy places the organism in Eukaryota, Fungi, Ascomycota, Dothideomycetes, Pleosporales, Dothidotthiaceae. The coding region runs from base 72 to 626 and encodes 184 amino acids. The record is from RefSeq and is a predicted model, not a curated record.
CGUGCAUGCACUCUUUGGCUAAACUUGAACAGCCUUCAAACCAGUCGACGUGCUUAUUUGCCAUCACACCAAUGGAUAGAGCGCGCAAACGGCUCGAAAAAGAGCUCGACCACCUCCGCCAGAACUCACCUGAGGGAUGUUCAGCGCAACCAAUGGAUGGGAACCUCUUCGAGUGGAUAGGGACAAUUGAGGGUCCACAGGCAUCACCAUACGCGGGCAGGACAUUCAACUUUGUUAUUCGUUUUCCUCAGGACUAUCCUCUCCAGCCACCGACUGUGACUUCUGUUACCAAGACCUACCACCCCAUUAUUGAUAGUCGUAGCGGCUUCAUCGGCUUGAGUAUUCUCAGUCUUGACUGGUCCCCGGUAUUGACAGUAUCGCAAGUCCUGCUGAGUCUGUCCACAUUUUUGGCCAAUCCGGAUCCAGGAGACGCUGUCGUCCCUGAGAUAGCACAUGAAUAUCAGAUGGAAAGAUCCAUCUAUGAAAAAAACGGCGAUGCAAUGGACGGAAAAGUUUGCAAAGCACACACUAAAUCUAGAAGCAGAGUUAUCAUAGGAAUGAUGGGCGCAAGGACGGGUGCAACUGAACUAAGUAGUCAGGAUGGUGGCUCAUGUAUAAACCAUUGACUUUAGAUACUCUAGAACUAUUUCGAACCAAACC